CUCACAUGUAUAGGGGUUUUUCCUGGGUCCUGGUCAAUCUGAACCUGUCCCUCUCCCCAUGUUUUGUCUACAUACAAUCCUUGAUUUUGUUCUUCUUGGAAGCAGUACAAGUUGAUGAUAAUCUGUGUAAGUUGUUUAUAUGUAUGUAUGCUUGAGAGUUGAGUGAGAAUGAUUAGAUUGGUGGUGGAGUUUGAUGAUUGCUGUUAGCCUCCAGUGCUUGGAUUCGAGAGUUGAUAUGAUUGACUAGACGAUUGGUUAAUCUGGAGAGUGCUUCUUGUUUUUGUUGUUCUUGUUGAGCAUGGAUCUCGAUUAAGUGGAGGAUAUGUUUCUGGGUGUCUGAAUCGAUUUCGAGUGUUUUUUGACCCUCUUCGUCGGUCGUUGGACUCUCUGAGAUGAGUUUGUCUAGGUAGGCAAUCAGCGGAGAUGGUCCGAGUUGUUCGACAGUCGCCCUCGUUGAUGUUUUGUUGUGAUGAGUCUGUUCGAUUGAUGAGCUCUGUCGAUCGUGUUCGUUGGAGUCAUAUUGUUCUUGUUCAGCUGUGUUGUUCAUGGUUUCUGGUUUUGGUUUGAGUGAGCUGGUUGCAGUUGGAGAUCAUGACAUCAUAAGUUCGAUUAGGGUUUCUGGUUGGUUUGUUCUGGUGCAGUGAGUGUGGGGAGUUGAAGAAGUGGUCAACAAGAAAGAUGACCGAACAACUACAAGAAGGACUAAUCCAAAAAAUCAAAACAACAACAACAACAACUCAAGAAGAACUCAAGGAAAUACUCAAGACGAUCAAACAACCAUCAUCAUCAGCAGAACAAGAACAGAGCAAACUGAUUAGCAGCAUACAACUAGCCAUCAUCCAAGCACACCCACUCCAAGCAACCAACAACCUCAACUGGUUCACCAAAAACUCACUCACUGCCAAACUAACCAUCCAAAACAUCAGCCUAUCACUCAAGACAAAACAAAUACCAAUCACUCCAAUCCUCAAACUACUCAAACUCACCCUAGAAACCUACCAACUAUCAGACUACUACCAACAGAUCAUCAAAACAACAACAACAACAACAGAGCAACUCCCAAUACUCCAAUGGAAGUCCUUCAUCAAUACCCUCUUCAGCUUACCAGACAAACUAUCCCCAUUCAUAUACUCAAAAACAACAACAACAACAACAGAUGCAGAUGCAGAUCUUUACCAGCAAUUCCAACCAAAGAAUUUCUUCGCAAGGAUCAGCCGACAGUUUCAUUCCUUGGUCGAAUUCCUAUCAUCAACUCACAUCCAUCCUACUCCGGCCAUUCAAAUCCAAGCACCAGAGUUCAUCCUCAACAAAUUCAUCAACAUCCGAUUCAUCUCACUUGACAUCCAGCAGCAGCACCAAGACCUAUUCUCAUCCAUCUGGUCCCAACUCAUAACUGCCCCACUCGAUCAUCGAUCAAAUAACCGACUAUGGAACUCGAUCAUCUUCAGCCUACCCAGGACCGAACUCAAAUCAUUCAUUAGCUCCUUCCUCCUCCGCCUCCAAGCAGAUCUACCAUUCCAAGACCUUCAAUUCUCCACCGAACCUCAAGCCUUAGCCAUCGAACGUGCCGGUGCUGAACUCUUGAAGUUCUACUUUGGAGAUUGGGGGUGUGAGAAUCGACUAGGUACCGCGGAUAUCUACGAACUGCUGACCGAGAUCGUGACGAGUACCGAUGGGUGGACGAUCCCCACCGCCCGCUGGAUCGCCAGAUGGGCGUCGAUUGAUACUCAUCUUGAUGAAAGCUCGCUGACGGCCCGUUCACGACUGGCCCAGAGUGCGCUGGCUGCAUUUGCCAGUCCCAAUCAGAUCGCGCAUGGAACUCCCUCCCGACACGCGUUCUUGCUCGUCUUGCUCCUACUCACCGCAUGUCCGAUCAAAGCUGAGCUCAUCCAAUCAACCCAAAACGUCUCCCUCGACCCGAUCUUUGUCGAGGCCAUCCAACGCUCACUCGGCUGUUUGCGGUCUCAGUUCAGACUCCUGGGAAUGCUCAUGGCCGAAGUGAUGACCGAGUUCAACCGCUUACCCGGCUCUGUCAAGCUCGACUUUGGACACGACUUUGAGGCCGUAGACGAUCCGGAAAAUCGACUCUGUGUCGCGAUUCGUAGGCUGAGUCAUCACUGGGACUCGUCUCCUCCCGACUCACUCUGGCGCGAUUUGUUGUCUUCCAUGGCUGCCAAACACCGUCCACAAUUCAUCACCGGUGGCCCAUCCUACGAUCAACCUUCCUCUGGUCACCAGAGUCCCCGAGAAAACAAGCAAAUCGCACCACCAAGCCGAUUCACUGAGCCAAACGAACUCACUUUGACUGAGCUUCGUUUGAGACCUGACGCCCCUAUCCCGAGUCGCGCGGGGAAACCUCGGAUCGAAGUACUAGAUAGCAGUGCUUCCAAAGAUCCGCCAUUAGAGGCAUACGAGAUCUCAGACAAAGACCACGAGGACCUCUACCCUCCUCCUCAAGAUCGUUCCAAUGAGAAGACUGCCUCGAGCCUCGAGCCUGAGUUCGACUACGCUCAGAUGAAGGAUCAGGCCUCUCAGCCACCCGUCUAUCUCGAUCAACUCUCGCAGUUCUUGAAGGAUUCUCAGAACUUCGAACGCGUUAAAAUCGGGCUUACUCAUGCUGAAAACCUGAUCAGAAGGAAACGGAAUUGGGGCACCGAAUUAAUUGAACAUGCAUCCGAUCUGACGUUCACCUUACUAAACUUACAAGACAAUUUUGAUUUGGAAGGGUUUGAAAGAUACAGACAAGCGAGUCUAGUAGCCCUCCUAACGAGUGCCCCGAUGAUCGUUGGACCAUGCAUAAUCGAGCAACUCUUUUACCACCAAUACAGCAUCAUCCAGCGGCUGGGGAUGCUUGAUUCUCUGGUCCGAGCGACCCUAGAGCUGGGCGACUUUCAGCACCAACAGGGGCUUCCCCAAAAUGAGCCCAAAACGAACGAGCAGGAGUUCAAGAAGAUCAAGUCGCCGGCGAUUCAUCAGCUGCUCUUGGAUUAUCAAUCCUCCUCUUCUGAGGUGUCCUCACAUAGAAGAGCCCUUCCAGAGGGAUCCUCGUCCGUCUUGUUGCCCAACCCCGCGCCCACCCUCGAAUACAUUGCCCAACAACCACCGCCAACACGCUUGAGUGCGCGUCUAAUCAACCAACGCAAGCAAUACCAAUCUCUUGAUCGACAGUCUGACCCAAACCACUCGCUCUCCUCACCCGGCUCCAAACCUCCCCGUCAUCUCGAGAAGAUCUUCUUGAACUUGUUGGUCACCAGACUCGCCUGGUAUCUCGAUUCGACUUUUUCUGAAGGUGGGGGGCGAUCAAGCUCGAUUACCGGGCCGGGUUCGAUGAUCCUAUGGGACCCGUUCCUGCUCUUCAAACUGGUCCAGACCAUCCAACUCUUCAGCCUCUUGACCCUCUCUCGUCUUCAUCCCUCUUCCUCAUCUGGGAACCACAUCGAUCCGCAAUCGGUCAUCGAGAUCAAAGAGGUCGUCGCCCUGCUCCUCCGGAUCCUCGGCUUCCUUCGCCCUCCUACUAAUGCUAAUCAUUCUCCCCUUCUUCUUCACCCAAAGGAACAAGAUGAUGAUGAUGAUGAUGAUGAUGGGGAUGUUAAUAGGCCGCGGAUCGUAGGCCUGAUCGUCUCGCUGAUCAUCCACUUGAUCUCUGCGCUUUCAUCCUCCUCCUUCUCUUCUCUUACCCCUUCUUCUUCUUCUUCUGGGUAUCCCACCCCUGAAACGCUCCUUUCCUCUGAUUCUUCACUCAUAUGUCCUCCCACUUGGAACGCCCAAUCGGUCCAUCUGGAUCUCUUGUUCCAACAGUUCUCGGCCCUCGUCUCAGAGGACAACCAUCGUCGGCCCUCGGCUCCUCUUGACGAUCUCGUCGGCGGGGCUGUCGAUCAGAGGUUCGUGGACGAGAAGGCAGACCGGCUCGUCCGUGUCGUCACUCAAAUAUUACAAUUAAUCGCUUGAAAGUUCUCUCUCUAUUUUUCUUGGUAUUAUGUAUCUGACAAAAAAAACUCCAUUCUCAAAUUACCAAUUUACCUUUUUUUUUCUGUUGUUAUUGUAGGUGUUUGUUGUUGAGAGAAGAGGAAGCAGAAGAAGAGGAGGAGGAGGAGCAGGAAGAGGAGGAUGGUCAAUGGUAGAUGGAGAUACA
Molecule: messenger RNA, 4132 nt
Organism: Puccinia graminis f. sp. tritici CRL 75-36-700-3
Lineage: Eukaryota; Fungi; Basidiomycota; Pucciniomycetes; Pucciniales; Pucciniaceae
Exons: 3
Coding region: 679-3948 (1089 amino acids)
Biological process (GO): telomere maintenance via telomerase; protein stabilization
Cellular component (GO): cytosol
Molecular function (GO): Hsp90 protein binding; telomeric repeat DNA binding
Source: RefSeq, a predicted model, not a curated record